UGUAUCUUCCUACAACUUCAAAGGUCAGAACAGCGAGUGUGCCGAGGUUUUGGUCCGAUUGGAUUCCACGCUGCUUCCAAAAUGGUCUCAGAGUUUUGCCCUGUCUAUGCACCCUUUUUUGGUGCCUUGGGGUGCACAACUGCGAUUGUAUUAACCGCACUUGGUGCAGCUUAUGGGACUGCCAAAGCCGGCGUUGGUGUGUGCGCGAUGGGUGUUCUAAGGCCUGACCUAAUUGUCAAGAAUAUUGUUCCGAUCGUCAUGGCCGGUAUUUUGGCUAUCUACGGGCUUGUCGUCUCCGUUCUAAUUGCAAAUAACCUUGCUCAAAAAGUCACCCUAUAUACCAGUAUCGUUCAGAUGGGUGCAGGUUUAUCCGUCGGACUUGCGGGACUGGCUGCUGGGUUUGCUAUUGGUAUUGUUGGAGAUGCUGGGGUGAGAGGAACAGCUCAGCAACCUAGACUUUAUGUGGGUAUGAUUCUUAUACUUAUCUUCGCGGAGGUUCUGGGUCUCUAUGGUUUGAUUGUAGCCCUGUUGAUGAACUCAAGAGCAAAUCUGGUGGACUAUAAGUGCACCUAAGGGGCGGGGGUGGCCUGGCAGGUCUUUUUGGUGCGCUGUCCUGUUCACAGCAUGUCCUAUAUGAUCGUAAUUCUUUCAUGCGUAUUCACUCUACGUCCCUUCCACGGAUUCAAGUGACUAGUUAUACUAUUCUCCAAUUGCAAACUCC
Messenger RNA from Aspergillus steynii IBT 23096, 721 nucleotides. RefSeq names its product V-type proton ATPase proteolipid subunit. Gene Ontology annotation, cellular component: proton-transporting V-type ATPase, V0 domain. Lineage: Eukaryota; Fungi; Ascomycota; Eurotiomycetes; Eurotiales; Aspergillaceae. The record is from RefSeq and is a predicted model, not a curated record. The transcript is spliced from 6 exons. The coding region runs from base 82 to 573 and encodes 163 amino acids. Gene Ontology annotation, biological process: proton transmembrane transport. Gene Ontology annotation, molecular function: proton-transporting ATPase activity, rotational mechanism.